Monomorium pharaonis (pharaoh ant) is the source of this 3685-nucleotide messenger RNA. RefSeq names its product probable maleylacetoacetate isomerase 2. Gene Ontology annotation, cellular component: cytoplasm; mitochondrion. NCBI's taxonomy places the organism in Eukaryota, Metazoa, Arthropoda, Insecta, Hymenoptera, Formicidae. The record is from RefSeq and is a predicted model, not a curated record. The coding region runs from base 955 to 1746 and encodes 263 amino acids. Gene Ontology annotation, molecular function: glutathione transferase activity; maleylacetoacetate isomerase activity. The transcript is spliced from 5 exons. Gene Ontology annotation, biological process: glutathione metabolic process; L-phenylalanine catabolic process.
UUCUAUUUUUAAAAUUUGAAUAUUUAAAAAUAGAAAAUAUUUAUAUCUAUCAAUUCCGUCUCUUUUUUUAAAUUUAAUAUGUUUUAUUUUCGAUCGGCAAAGUGAGCUAUUUACAAUGAUAAUGAUUAUAGAAACAAUAAAGAAUAUCAUUCGUAUAAUACAACGUGCGCCUAUCGCGGAAGAAAUAUAUUUAUCAUAGCGAUAUUGCACAAGACCUACUUGUUUUACAGUUGCGCAAAUUCUCAACUUCGUGCGCAAAAUGAAGGCCAAUUUACACAUAUCCAUAACGUGUUAGUGCCAUAUCCGCUCGGUUCGUGAUUUUCCGUUAGUGAUACAUAUUCCUUUAUUUUUAAAUGGACGUGUUCACACAUCCGGCAGUGCCGUGACCGGCCCGUUUAGUCUCAAUUCAAUAUUAACACGUUUUGGAUAUGUGCAAAUUGAUCUUAAUAAUCAAAAUAAUGUCAACGUUCCCACUGACGUCGACUUAUCAUCGAGAACAGAGGGGAGUAGCCGAUGAAACGGUGCGACGAAGCAGGGAGAGGAAACGGCAAUCGAAUAAAAGGAGGAGGAAGUACAAUUUCGCGCAUUCACUACGAUUCUGAAUUACUUUCGACGGUAUAAUAUCGGAGUCGUUGGCGGAUAAUCGACUUGAACGUUAGGGGAACACUGUCCACAAGAGCCGACGAUGUCUGCGAUGGGUAAGGUGAGUAUUUACGCGCGAUUUAAUCUUCUCUUGGCGCAAGUAGAUAGGCAGCCGAUUAAACAAAUGCCGAGAGAGCGAGCGAAAGAGAAAAGAAAAAAAAAGGAACACUGCGUGCCGAUGGUCGUGUAUUAUUAUUUCACCGCACGUCUCUCAAAUGGACACAAAUGGACACGCCGGCGAAUCUUUAGGAUAGACGUGUAAUCGCCAUUGGAAUCCCAGGAGGAGGAGUCGCAGUCGUGCGAAAAUGAAAUAUGAACCCUACGUUUGUCCGCAACAAUCGUCGCGACGAUAGACACGAGUCAAUGAAUGUCGCGAGAUCGCAAGAAAUCGAACACCGCGUAUAUUAUGUAUAUUUGGUUUCGAAUCCCGCUCAAGGUAACCCAAAGACGUGGAAGUCUCCCCAACCACCAGUACUUUACUCCUUUUGGCAGAGUUCCUGUUCUUGGAGAGUAAGAAUUGCGUUGCAUCUGAAAGAGAUACCAUAUGACAUAAAGUCUGUUAGUCUGGUGAAAAAUGGUGGAGAACAACAUUCCAGUGAAUUUUGCAAGAUUAAUCCAAUGGAGCGAGUCCCUGCGCUCCAUAUCGACAAUCAUACUCUGAUAGAGUCUCUAAAUAUUCUACAAUACUUGGAGGAGACUAGGCCAAAUCGCCCAUUGAUGCCAGCAGAUCCUGUCAAGAGAGCUAGAGUGAGGGAGAUUUGCGAAGUAAUUGCUAGUGGUAUACAGCCGUUGCAAAAUAUUGGUGUACUAUUCUAUGUCGGAGAGGAACGUAAAUUGGAAUGGGCACAGCAUUGGAUCACUAAAGGGUUUACAGCUGUGGAAAAGUUGUUAUCGUCGAGUGCGGGCAAAUACUGUGUUGACGACGAGAUUACACUGGCAGAUUGUUGUCUAAUGCCACAAAUAUACAACGCACGAAGAUAUCAUGUUGAUUUGAGACCUUUUCCUACGAUUUUAAGAGUGGCCCGUCAUUUGGAACAACAUCCGGCCUUUAUUGCGACUCACCCCAACACUCAGCCCGACUGUCCGUCUGAAGCGAUCAAAUAGCAAGUGAGGCAGACCACCUUUUUCCUCUUCUAAUUUUUUAGAAAGGUGAAAAGACGUGGUGUAACAUUAGGCUUGUUCUUUGUCGCGGCACUGCUGUACUGGUGCAAUAAGUUAGAAUGGGAAAAAGUAUUUCUGUCUUAUUCUAGCUUAUUGCACCAGUGCAGCAGUGCAGCGACAAAGAACAGGCCUAUUAUGUAGUAUCGUAGUGAUAAAAGGUAAACGAAUUUUGUCGCAUUUUUCCACAAUUUGCAUGCGUUUAAGUUUACAGCGAUUAAACAUUUAGUUCUUACAUCGUAAAUAAAAAUAGUAUUAAAAAGGAUAGGCAUUUCUAAAUUAAGUAAGUCGAAUUUAUUGAUUGAAGGUCUUCUUAAUUAUACGAAUGGGUUCAAUCAUUGAAUGUAUACGUAGGAAAUUUUUAUUUUUACACUUUUAGCUGAUAAAUUCCAUCAGUUUAACAACAGCAUAUAUUUCAAGAAAUUUAUCGACUUGAAUACAAUUUUACUUUUUAUCAUCUACAUAUUAGUUUGAAAUGACUAGCGGCGACACAAAUCAAAUAUGUCGAAUAGUGAUCUUGAUUUGAACAUCCUGUUAUAAAUUCCCACGUACCAGCAAAGAUUUCAGGGCAUUUAUUAAAAUUCAUUAGCGACAUUAUUUUUCUUUAUGCUACAUACUAUAAGCAACUAUAAGAUAUUCGUGAGAAGACGAGCGUGAAAUUGUUUAAACGAGACAGAGUUGUACAUAAUAGCGCCUGGAAUAUGUUAAUUUUGUGAAAUAGUACGGGGUGCGCGGAUAUUUUGUAAGCGAGAAAGUAAAUAAAAAGGAAAAAUGAUCGCGCUAUGUAUGUUCACACCGCUUAUAGCGAAUAAAAACAUCUGUAUCAAUAGUAUGUAUUGAAGUACUUGGUAGUAGAAUGUUGCGAAUGAGAAAAAAAAAAUCAAAACAGUAAGUGCAUUCGUAAUUCUACAUUUAUUACUCGAAUAAAGAGUUACGUUUUGUCCGUAGUAGCAUUUUUUUAUUGCAAGCAAACUGUGUAACGACAUCCUGCAAAUACAUGAAGACCAAUGACUCGACGUUUCUUCUAACGAAACUGCGCUUCACGAGUAUUUUUUUGUACAGGCUUUGCACUCUUUCAACUUGGUCUAUUUCUAAAUUUUUUAAUAUUUAAAUAUUUAUCAAUUCCUUCUCUUUUAACUUUAAUUGUUUAAUCUAUUAAUUACGUAAUUAUUGGAGUAUAAGCGCGAAUAAAAAAAUACUUUUUAUAUAUUAUAUUGUACAAAAUUUUUAUCUAUCUUUAAACUCCUAUUAUUCUAUAAGAUAGUGUUAUUGACGUUUGAUCUUAUGAUAGUCAAUCAUAUGACUUUUAAAUUUAAUGUGUUACAAAAUGAGAAGAAUUAAUGAAAGCCACUGAAAAUAAAAACAGGACUUACCGAUGACAACUGCAAUCGAACGCAGCAAUGCUUCGUCUUUCCGCUGUUUUGGAAGUUCUCUUUCUGAUAUGAAAAAGAAUUCGAUAAUCGAAAGUGGCGAAGGUAAAAAAAAAUGUAACUUUCACGAUUCAUGAUUUUAACGUAAAUCGCUUAGAUACACGCGCAACAGCUCGAAAUAAAUUGUCGAGGCUGAUUUAAUUAUCCGUAUAAAAAUAACUUUUUAUUUGUUACUUCUUCACUUUACAUUACAUGUCGUUCUCUUUUUAUCAAAAGCUCGAUAAUAAGAUCGUUCGAAAUAGACUGUAUAACUAACUCGAUCGUCAGUACUCUACUCGCUAAUAUAUUAUCUUCGAAAAAGUAUAUAUUUCCUCUGCCUUAUUUACAGAUAAUUUGUUGUGAAAAGAAAUACAAUUCUUCGUUUCUUUUCGUUUCUCUUUUUUUACUGACUAGUUAGAAUAGCAUUUCUCAUACGCUCGAAAUUAUACGCCUAUGGGAAUGUGUAACAAGGAAAA